AUGUCUAGGCGCGCAUAUCGAAAAGAAAUCUUGCUUGCCGUGUUGUGUGUGAUAGUGAUCUUGCAGUUGACCAAAAACGUCAUCUUUGGAGGAGACAACGACGAUCAACGAUUCCAUUACAGUCUUGUUAGCCAAGAAAAUGUUUCCGAAAUUCACCCUACCUGUAAAAUUGAACGAAACCUUCGAAUUAUCAGCUAUAAUAUACGGUGUCAAUAUUUCAACCCGUUUUCUAUAUGGAACUUUAAUGAACGAAUCGAACGCCUUGUCGAGGGCAUUAAGGACUUUGACAUUGCACUUGUUCAAGAAGCAUAUGUCGUAAACGCGGGAUUAGGCGUUAUCUCAGAGUGCGCCUCGCGUUUGGUCACUGCAAUGUCUAAACAUGGAUUUCAUUAUAGAACUUCUAUUGCAGAUUUUAUGGCACCUUACGUGGGAAAAAGUGGCGGAAUUGCUAUAUUUAGCCGUAUACCUUUGACAAGAGCAACAUCCAGGCAAUUUCAGAGUUUCUCUUUCUUUCAGUACACGGACUACAUGGGCUUCGUUAUAGGGGAGUACAUCGUAAAUUCUCGGCAUCUUUAUGUCGUUAACACACAUCUUGAUCCAAGCAGGCCGGAUACAAGAAUCAUGCAAGCAAGAGAGCUUACUUCUGCAACGAGGAAUUACACCAUGUCCUCUGCUUAUGUUAUCUUAGGCGGGGACUUCAACAUUGAUAAUCGCUAUCCGACCCUCAGUAAUAGCAGUGAAGAAUAUAUAGAACUAUUACGAACAAUGAAAGAAGCUGGUCUUCGCUCCGUUUUCCCUUCUAGAAUAGAAACCAACAUUGACGGUGGUAAUUAUGACGCCAUAUUUGCAAGCUCGAAUAUUGCAGUGGUACGCAAAGAAAUUAUCAAACUUGAAACCGCUAGCAAGGCACUGGUGUCGGAUCAUUUUGGGCUUGCAUUAGAGUUGAAGCUAUUGUGA
Messenger RNA from Porites evermanni, 957 nucleotides. Lineage: Eukaryota; Metazoa; Cnidaria; Anthozoa; Scleractinia; Poritidae. The record is from the annotation of a GenBank genome assembly.